AAGGCUUAAAUAUAGGGUACAAAAUAGAAAUUUUACAACCCCAUGGACUUGUAAUUCUGCAAAAACGCCAAAUAGUUUUUCAGGUCUGCGUUUUGUAGCCGUUGCUGGAGAAUGACGAAAGCAAUGGAAACUGAGACUCAAGAGGUGGUGACGCCGGGACAAGUAUUGGGUAAAGCGUCACAGUUGAAAGCCGGAAAAGGAGCUUCCGUUUCAACCGAACACGACACCGUUUACGCCUCUCUGACCGGUUUCCGUUCUCUCAUACCUCCGCCUUCCGACUCUCCUGACCAGAGACCAACAGUGGAAGUUACUGGUCAUAAGUCCCAUGGAGCUGUUCCUCAGCCCGGUUCCAUUGUUUUUGCUAGAGUCACUAAGGUGAUGCCUAGAAUGGCUUCAGCAGACAUAGUUUGUGUUGAUUCCAAGUCUGUGCGUGAGAAAUUCACCGGCAUUAUUAGGCAACAGGAUGUGAGAGCAACUGAGAUUGACAAAGUCGACAUGCAUUUGUCCUUCCGCCCGGGUGAUAUUGUCCGUGCAUUGGUGCUAUCACUUGGAGAUGCACGGGCAUAUUAUCUGUCAACUGCAAAAAAUGAGCUGGGUGUUGUAUCUGCUGAAAGUGCAGCUGGUGGUACCAUGGUUCCAAUUAGCUGGACAGAAAUGCAGUGCCCUCUAACAGGUCAAGUAGAACAGAGAAAGGUGGCCAAGGUUGAAGCUUGAAGCUUGAGUUGGCUG
Molecule: messenger RNA, 729 nt
Organism: Nicotiana tabacum (common tobacco)
Lineage: Eukaryota; Viridiplantae; Streptophyta; Magnoliopsida; Solanales; Solanaceae
Biological process (GO): RNA processing
Cellular component (GO): nuclear exosome (RNase complex); cytoplasm
Molecular function (GO): RNA binding
Source: RefSeq, a predicted model, not a curated record